CUCUGUGUCUUCUGCAAGCAAUCCUCACCACCGCUCAUCAUCUCUGCAAUGAGUGCUCUGCACUCUGCUUACUCGGGUUGCCUUUGCAGCCCUGUCUCUUCACGGGAGAGAAGAGCCAUGCGUUUUGGAGGGUUUAGUUUCUUUGUUUUUAUUUAUUUAUUAUUUUAUUGUCUGUCCACCAGUGGAGAUAAGUGCCAAAGUUAAGAACAGGAAGUUUUCUUGUCAGUACAAGAAAUGGUACAGAUGACUGUGCAAAGCUAUAGGAGAUCCCUGCAAGAGUUUUCAGAAAGUCCUGUUAUGUCAAGAUGCAGCAGCCUCAACUCUUCCCAUUCUCUUAUCAGUGUACCCCAGAGUGUAAGUGAAUGGCUGGCCAUCGGGGAAAAGGAUCCAGUUGAGAUUCUUCUUGAUUUGGGGUUUGGUACAGAAGAACCUGACGUCUGCACUAAAAUUCCACCUCGGUUCCUUCAUGGUGCUUCUGUAGCAAAAGGGAUAAACAUCCGAGUUUUUCUGGAGGCUCAGAAGCAGCGGAUGGACAUUGAAAGCCCAAAUCUAUAUGGGCGUUUCCGACAACUGCAAGUGCUUGAUCGCGUGACGAGUGCCUUCUCCUUGCUGCUCACUGAUGUGAACACCCACCAGAGCAAAGCCCAGGGCGCCAGCAAAGGUGACACCGGCCACUUGGACACUGAGCAGGGCAAACCUGUGGUUACACGAGCAAAGAAGAGAAUAAGUCAGCUGUUGAAAAGGGCUUCUAGGCAGACACUGCUGAAACAGAGCUCGCUGGCAUCCGGUGAAGCCAAAUUAUCUGGAUGGAAAGGACAGCCCUAUUCUUGUGGUGACGCUGCUGAGAGUGGAACAGUCCAAGUGGGGUUUUCUGAAGAUGUUACGAUGGGUUGUCUCACCCCAGAGCAAAACUCCAGAGGCAAAGAUGCUCUCACAAUACCCCAGUGUCCACAGACUCCAUCGGAAGGAACUUGGAGUUCAUCUCACUUACUUCCAGAACAGUCUCACCUUUCUUCUGCAUGUGAGGUGCCUGCCAAAGACAGGCCAAGGAAAGAGCUGAGUUUGCUUGUGGCCCCCACACUCAAAAAAAUGGCCAGCCAAAGCUACAAGCUGCCUGACUCCUUUGAAUUGGAAGAGAUUCAGAGUUUGGAGGAAGAAACUCCAUGUAGAUAUGCUCCGGACAGCAUAUCAGAGGUGAUGGUCACAAGAACAAAUAGCUGCCAAUCAGACAGCAGUGGAUUUAUGGAGGAGCUGCCAGAACCUUCGGUUUUGCAAAAUGCAUCUUUGUCAGCAAAGAUAAAUCUUAGCUCUGAUACCCACAACCACAAAAUGACUCUGUCAUAUAGCACAGCGCUCCCUAUGUCAAAUCAAGAUUUUCAAGAAAAAACAGAAGAUUGUAUUGCGAAAGCCUUCAUAACAGAUUGCAGGAAGUUUUUGACAGUAUCUAGACCAAUGAGAACAUGCAGUGACCAGGGAGAAGAAACCUGUCCUCUACUAACUGCAGAAGACUGCCAGCAUCAGACCUGUGGCACUGGGCCCCUGAAUUUUGUCCAAAAAAUGUUAUGUGAUGUGGUCAAUAGAGAAGAGAAAAAUGGAACUGAGCAACCAAAAAAAGAGGAGUACAUAAGACCGCAUACACCUUGUUUUCCACCUGAUAACCAGGAUGAAGGAGAUGCUGUCUCCUCAAAAUUUGAUUAUCAGUUAUAUUGCAGUCCAGGACAUAAAAAUAUGAAUGUGGCCUUCACUGAACAAAGUGACACUAACCCUGAGACUGCUAGUGAAAGCAAGGUCAAAACUGAAGAAGAAAGUGAGAGGUAUUUGACAGAUAAGGAUUUUGGAGCUACACGUCAUGAAAAUGUCCAGGGACAUCCUACAGAACUUGUGGAAGGAGAGUGGUGGAGAAUGGAAGUGGUCGGUGAGAAUGGUCCCCUUCUCUCAGGGAGUGAAGUGACAAAUGGGCAGAGGUUCUGUACAAGAGAUGGCGAUUCAAGAAAUAUGAGCUCCUCUUUUGAAAGAGGGCUCCCUGAAACUCUGUGGCAGGGCCCAUCCGUGCCCAGAGAAAGCAGUGCUGUUUCAAGCAGUUCUCCUCAAAGACCUCAGAUCCCCCUCUCCUGUCCAACAGAAGGGCCUCGGUUAAGUUCUUCUGAAGAUAAGCAGACAUGCAGCAUAGGGGAGGUACCAUGUAUUAACAAAUCAGCAAAGCAAAACAGUGUCCAAAGCACUGAAACAAAUGCUGGUCCUCUGAAAUCUGUUACUGUGCAAAUGUCUUCAAGGCUGGAUUUUACUUCAAAGAUGAAGUAUACUGGGCAAAAUGCUCCUUGCUGUGAGAGCGCUGCUAGGGACCACGCUGUGGACUUCUCUGAGGUGUCAGCACACCGCUGUGAGGGUGGCCUGAAGCAAACCACUGAGGCCUCCAGUCAAACCAACAUCCCUGCCAGGAAAACUAGGCAGGUCCACCUACCUCCUCCACCCUGUCACCACCUCGUGAAAUCAGUUUCUCUUGACACCGUGUUUUGUGGCAAAUAUGGACGGUGCUACAAGGGUGAAGCAUCUGGAGCUCAGGGCACCCAGGGUUAUCACUGCCGUGGCUGCUGCCACCACUGCUGCUGCUGCUGCUUCUGCCUGAGGAACCUCCCACCAGCCAUUUCCCCCCAGUGCCCUGUGGGCUGCUGUUCAAACCACGCUGCCACGGAGCUGCAGCUUUGGAAAACACUGGUGUUCCUACAGGAAACUGCAGCGAGAAGCUCCUCACCAUGUACCAUCCAUGAAAUAGAAAUGAUGAAGAGCUCCUGUCAGCAGUUCCGGGAGAAGCUGAAUGAGAUUGAACAGUACCUGACUGAACAGCAGGUUCUGCUUUCCGGUGCACUGUCAGAUGAAGAAAGAGAGGAAAGAAGGCACCUGCAACUUUUAAGGCAAGCUGUUCGUCAGGAGGUUGCAGAGCUGGAAUUUCGGCUGAAUGAUCGAGCUUGCCAGCUCAGGGAAGGCAUUCUCAUGCAGCUGGACCAAUUACUAGUAGAACAAUCCCAUCUGUUUUCAGAGCUUGGACUCUCUGACUGGAAGGAAGAAAGAAAUGCCCAGAAUAAACAAGCGCUUCCAGAUGCUGUUGAUACUGUGCAUCCUAGAAGUGGGUUCUCAGAAAUGGUACUCCAAAGAGUUCCUAGCAGAAGCACAACAGCAGGCUCCCUCCCCACUUUGCAGCCAGGAACACCUAUAAUGCAAUUUCCUACCAGGACAACACUUGAGCCAAAUUCUGCUGAGUCUGACCCACAGGAGCUCUCCACCACUAAAAAGGAAAUAAAUGGACCGCUGAAGCCAAAAAUGGACUUUAAAGCCUUUGUGCACAAUUUGAAGAAAUCAUUCCGAAAUUCUUUAGGUAAUGGCUCAGCGGAAGGAAAAGACUGAUGGUAGAGAGACUGAUGGAUUUUGUUUUUAAGAGAUAUAGCUUUUUCCUGCAAUGUGUGAAGAAAUGAAAAAAACAUUGCAUCAUAGAAUGUUCUGGUCACAGUAAUACAAUUUGCAAUGAGAUGACUGUCCAGAAAGUGGGCAUUUUUGAAAGAUGUUCUAAAGAGAAGAGCUAUAUAUUUUGCUAGUGAGAGAUUACAGAACUAUUAUGCUCCUCUUAAGCCAUCAUACUGGUCCUUCACAAUGUCAAAGAAAAGGGGAGAGGGCAUAUUUUUACGAAGAAAUUUAUGAACUUGCACUAAGCCUGGGAAAUAUCUCUAGAAGAUAUUAUCCUUAUAGACACUUAUUUUAGCACAGAUCUUCAAACAACAGUAAUUGUCAACCCAAACUGGCUUGUGCAGUUCAGGAAUCUUUAGUUUUUAUCUGACUACUUAAUGCUGAUCUGCCUCUGAUUAAUUUUAUAAUGACUGUAUCUGCUGUAUCAAAUCUGAAAUUGUCUGACAGUUAUGAAAUGUCAAACACAUUAUGUUUAAUUAAACACUAAACUAUUAC
Molecule: messenger RNA, 3954 nt
Organism: Nothoprocta perdicaria
Lineage: Eukaryota; Metazoa; Chordata; Aves; Tinamiformes; Tinamidae
Gene: ITPRID1
Product: ITPR interacting domain containing 1
Exons: 12
Coding region: 235-3402 (1055 amino acids)
Molecular function (GO): signaling receptor binding
Source: RefSeq, a predicted model, not a curated record